UCGCGCCAGCCCGCGGUUCGACGGGCGCAGGCCUCCGCAGCGCGCCCCCGCCGCUCGGCCAUGGCCCAGGCUACCGUCGUCGGCGAGGUGACCCAGGUGCUGUGCGCGGCCGGGGGCGCCUUGGAGGUGCCGGAGCUGCGGCGUCGCCUGUGGGCGGACGUGGGCCCCGACGCGCUGGAGCGGCUGCUGCGGGAGUGCGGGCGCUUCGUGGUGGUGCGGCGGGCGGACGCGGGCGGCGCGGCGGCGGCCCCCGAGCGCUGGGUGCUGGCCGCCUCGUCGCUGCGCCUGUGCCGCGCGCACCAGGGCCCCAAGCCCGGCUGUGCGGGGCUCUGCGCGCAGCUGCACCUCUGCAAGUUCAUGAUCUACGGCGCCUGCAAAUUCCUGAGGGCCGGGAAGAACUGUAGAAAUAGUCACAGCUUGACGACCGAUCAUAACCUGAGUGUGCUAAGAACUCAUGGCAUUGACCACCUCAACUAUAAUGAGCUGUGCCAACUCUUGUUUCAGAACGACCCCUGGCUUUUGCCAGAAAUCUGCCAACAUUACAACAAAGGAGAUGGACUCCACGGCUCUUGUUCCUUUCAAAAGCAAUGUAUCAAACUCCAUAUCUGCCAGUAUUUUUUACAGGGGGAAUGCAAGUUUGGCACUAGCUGUAAGAGAUCCCAUGAUUUCUCUAAUUCAGAGAAUCUGGAAAAAUUGGAGAAGUUGGGCAUGAGCCCAGACCUGGUGAGCAGGCUGCCUUCCAUUUAUAGAAAUGCACAUGACAUCAAGAAUAAGAGCUCCACCCCCAGCAGAGUGCCCCCUCUUCCUUCUCCAGGACCACAGGGGACCUCUGAAAGAAAAAACAGUUCAGGUCCUACGUCCCCAAAUACUCUUAGCCAGGAGGAGAGUGAUCAGAUCUGCUUGUACCAUAUCCGGAAAAGUUGCAGCUUUCAAGAGAAGUGCAAUAGAGUUCAUUUCCAUUUGCCAUAUAGAUGGCAAUUCUUGGAUGAAGGCAAAUGGAAGGAUUUGGACAAAAUGGAGCUCAUUGAAGAGGCAUAUAGCAAUCCCAGGAAAGAGAGUAUCCUGUUCACCGAGUUGGCCAGUAGUUUUCACUUUUUUCAAUAUGAAAAAUGUCUGGACUUUGUCUCCAUGACAUUUGGUGCUGCCCGGGCUCGCCGCCUCUCCACGGCCUCUUCCGUCACCAAACCCCCACACUUCCUUUUCACCACUGACUGGGUUUGGUACUGGGCCGAUGAGUUUGGUUCUUGGCAGGAAUAUGGAAGACCAGGCACAACACACCCUGUGACCACCAUCAGCAGUAGCGAUGUGGAGAAGGCUUACCUGGCAUACUGCGCACCAGGGUCUGAUGCCCAGGCAGCCACCCUGAAGUUUCAGGCUGGGAAGCACAACUACGAGUUAGACUUCAAAGCCUUCAUUCAGAAAAACCUGGUCUAUGGCACAACUAGAAAGGUUUGCCGUAGACCCAAAUACGUGUCUCCCCAGGAUGUGAAGACCAUGCAAACCUGCAAUGUCAAGUUUCAAGGCCCAAAGAGCAUCCCAGACUAUUGGGACCCCUCAGCUGUGCCAGACCCUGGCUUUAAGAAGAUCACCCUCAGUUCUUCCUCAGAAGAGUAUCGGAAGAUCUGGAACCUCUUUAACAGCACGCUACCUUUCUACUUUGUUCAGAAGAUUGAGCGAGUCCAGAACCUGGCCCUCUGGGAGGUCUAUCAGUGGCAAAAAGGGCAGAUGCAGAAGCAAAAUGGAGGGAAGGUGGUGGACGAGAGGCAGCUGUUCCAUGGCACCAGUGCCAGCUUCGUGGAUGCCAUCUGCCAGCAGAACUUUGACUGGCGGGUCUGUGGCCUUCAUGGCACUUCCUACGGCAAGGGGAGCUACUUUGCCCGUGAUGCUGCGUAUUCCCACCACUACAGCAAAUCUGACACGCAGUCCCACAUGAUGUUCCUGGCACGGGUGCUGGUGGGCGAAUUUGUCAGGGGCAAUGCUUCCUUUGUCCGCCCCCCAGCCAAGGAAGGCCAGAGCAACGUCUUCUAUGACAGCUGCGUGAACAGCGUGUCCGACCCCUCCAUCUUUGUGGUCUUUGAGAAGCACCAGGUCUACCCAGAGUACCUCAUCCAGUAUACCACCUCUGCCAAGGCUUCGGUUGGGCCCUCUGUCCUGCUCGCCUUGGGCUCCUUGUUUGGCAGCCGCCAGUGAGGGGUGCGCAGGGUGAUCUGUGGCCUUCCAGGUUGAUCCUCCCUGAAAUAGCUUUUUGGGAUUGGAUUUUUUUUUUUUUUUUUACAAAAAAACUUUUAAUGAACUGUUUGUUUAAUGUUGACUUCUCAAUGAAGUUACAUCUUAAUCUCUGAUAAUGGUUUUCACUUUUAAGUCACUUUUGGGCUCGCUGGUGGACUAACCAGUAGUGAUUGUUAGGUGAGUCCAUUUUUGCUUUUUAAUAAUGUGUUAAAGUUUUAUUUUUUACUCUCUUUGUUGACUUUGCUCCUCAUUGGCACCAAGCACAGAGUUUCUAGACACAAUUUUAUGGAUUCGUUUUAAUUUUUAAGAGUUUCUAUCUUUGCAAGGACUCAAUUUUUCAGGGUCUCAUGGCAUCUCUUUUAGUUUUUGUUAGGAUGACACAGUAGCCAUUGGGGGAGGACAGCCCAGGUGGGCCUUAGGGCAGCACAGUUACUUCUUUCCGUUGCUCUGGCAUAAUCCAGGCAGCUCUUCAGCUGCUCCUCCUGGUUGGCCUCUGUCACAUUGUCUGAACAGUACUGUGUUGUGCCAUUGAGUCCCUGCUGGUUCCCCUGGUCCUAGCGGGGGUCACCCAUCACUCAGAGAAAGCUCAUCUACCUUAGCAGGUGACGUGGAUGUGUAGCUCCCCUCAAGGACCCCCAGGCUUAGCUGUGAGUCCCCAUAGCUGCUUCUCCUAAAGUUUAGGACCUAAACACACUGGACACCCUCCUAGUGUGGGUUUUAAUGUCCCUGUGAGACUGAAUACCUGUGCCGCAAAUGUCACAAAGAGUAUGGAAAUAAAAGAAUAUUUAUCUGAA
Lemur catta (Ring-tailed lemur) is the source of this 3023-nucleotide messenger RNA. RefSeq names its product poly(ADP-ribose) polymerase family member 12 (gene PARP12). Lineage: Eukaryota; Metazoa; Chordata; Mammalia; Primates; Lemuridae. The coding region runs from base 61 to 2190 and encodes 709 amino acids. The transcript is spliced from 12 exons. Gene Ontology annotation, molecular function: metal ion binding; NAD+ poly-ADP-ribosyltransferase activity. The record is from RefSeq and is a predicted model, not a curated record.